This is a messenger RNA of Penicillium cinerascens, 2061 nucleotides long. RefSeq names its product TolB family protein. The coding region runs from base 1 to 2061 and encodes 686 amino acids. NCBI's taxonomy places the organism in Eukaryota, Fungi, Ascomycota, Eurotiomycetes, Eurotiales, Aspergillaceae. The transcript is spliced from 3 exons. The record is from RefSeq and is a predicted model, not a curated record.
AUGCGCAUGUCCUCUGUGAAUACCUUUGCAGCCCUCGUGGUUGGCUUUGCUGCAGCUGGUUGCCCCUAUGCUGAGCAUGCUGUUUCUCCUGCUGCCGCUACAGGAUGUCCUUAUUCAAAGCGUGCUGCUGCUGCCACUGUGCCUCAAGAAAAGCCCGCGGUGUCGCGUCGUGGUCCAGUUGAGGGCAAGAAUGGUAUCUUCUACAUGAACCGCAUUGGGCCCUCCGGCUCGCAGCUCUGGAUCUCUAAUGCGGACGGUACCAAUGCGACAAAGCUUAUGGGAAACCAGACAUGGGCAUUCGAUUACCACCCCUCCUGGUCUCUCAAUGGCGACUGGAUCAUCUUCACCAGCGAGCGUCGAUCCCCUGGGCAAUCUGACUUAUAUCGAGUGCGCCCUGACGGCACCGGACUCGAGGUGCUCGAGGAUACAGACAGCGUCGAAGAUGCGGGCACACUGUCACCAGACGGUACUAAGGUCGCGUACGUGUCGACGAAAGGUAACUACACAACCAACGUUUGGAUCAAGGACCUGGAGACCGGUCUGGCGCGCAACCUGACCGAUAUGGCUUCCACGCGCAGCAACAACAUUUGGCCAUCUGGACAUUUCCGUCCUGCAUGGUCCCCUGAUGGAGAAUGGCUCGCCUUCAGCUCUGAUCGCAACACUGACUGGACCGGCCACACCGAGGGUACCGGCUGGGAGCACACGCAAAGCUUGGGUAUCUAUGUGAUUCGUGCCGAUGGUCGCGACUUCCGUACGCUGCUCCACGAGCAGGGCUAUGCGUACGGUACUCCCCAGUGGUCAUCUGACGGAGGUCGCAUUACCUACAACAACAUGACGACCGAGCAUACGUACUAUGCGCACUGUGUGUCUUCAGAACAGGAGUUGAUCUCUUCGCAAAUCUGGAGUGUGGACUUCGCGACAGGGGAGGACCACGUCAAGCACACCUCCAGCGACACCUUUAAGGUUGGACAACACUAUAUCGGCAAUUCCACCAACAUUGGGUACCUGGUCAAGGCUGGAGAUUUCGAGGGUAUCCAUUACACCACGCCCGAUUUGACUCACAAUGCCUUCAACCUGACCUACCUGCGUGACCCUUCGUGGUCUCCAGAUGGAAAGAAGCUCGUGUAUUGGGUCCCUAACUGGGAUCAGCAACCCGCCGAGCUGGAGUUGUUUAGCUACGACAGCGAGUGGCAGUACCGCUACUUUGAUGUCUUCCCCAUUCAUAAUACGGUCAUCAACCGCAUGGCGAUCACACAGAAGGUUUUGGGAGGUGCUAAUGGCUCGGUCGUGCAUUCAACCCCGAUGUACAAGGAUGUGGUCGACGCGCUCGACUCCUACGAUAUCUACUCGACCCACAACGAGACCGAAGCCCUGUGGCUCGAGGAAGGCCAAGCAGGUGGUUUCCAGCCCUCCUGGAACCCCGACGGCACUGAACUUGUCGCCGGCUUCGGUGCCUGGUUCUUGACUCGUACCGAGUCCUCCGCCGCUAUUUACCGCAUGCUCGCCAACGGUACCAAACACGAGAAUCUGACCGAUUGGAUCAAUAACGCUGGUUUUCCUUCCUGGUCUCCCGAUGGUUCCGCCGUGGUCUACCGUCUGUGGAACAUGGAGAGCGGCAGCCCCAUGGGCCUGCACAUUCUUAACUUAACCACCGGCGAGACUACCCAACUCACUCUCGGAUGGGAUAACACACCUGGCUGGUCUCCCAAUGGCGAGCGUAUUGUGUUCACCCGUAACAAUAACUGGACCGAAUCCUACGGCGCCCGCUGGUACGCGGACCGCUUUGACAUCUACACUAUCCGCCCCGAUGGCACCAAUCUUACCCGGGUCACGGACAGUCUGUCCAACGAUGCUCACGCCGUCUGGUCUCAGGAUGGUCGUAUUAUGUAUAGCACCGGUAUGUACGGCUUUAAGGACGAGAGCCAGCUCUUCGACAACACCUUCCAGCCCUACGGUCAAAUAAUCGUCAUGGACUACGAUGGUUCCAACAAGAAGCUAAUGACAGAUACUAUCUGGGAGGACUCGAUGCCUCUGUACAUGCCCAAUGAGUAUCUCAAGUAG